AUGGACAUUUAGUCGAUGUUCAAAAUGCGUCUGCUUUGGUUGCUUGCCACGCUUGUGGCUCUGACAAGUGCUGGGAUCCUUAAGGACUCCCCUAAAGAACGUUAUGAUAACUUCAGGGUGUAUAAGCUAACCAUUCAGAACAAAGUCCAGUUGGCUGUGAUCGAGAAAAUUGGCGAGCUAACGAAGAAGUACAAUAUCUGGAAGGAGUACGAUGAACGUUCCAAGCAGGUGGAUAUUAUGGUUAGUCCUGGGGAGCUUGGUCAUUUCCAGGAGCUUCUCAAAAUCAACAAUAUCAGCAGUGAGCUGAUGAUCGAAAAUGUCCAAGAGCGUAUCGACGAAGAGCAAGUCACGGCUACUGCGGACAGCACCUUUGGCUGGACGAAGUACUAUGAGCUGGAAGAGAUUGAGGCUUGGUUGGACGAAGUUCUUAAGGCAUACCCCACAGUGACCGAGGAGUUUAUUGUGGGUACAUCCUACGAAGGACGAACUAUUCGUGGCAUCAAGAUCUCUCACAAGACUGGUAACCCUGGUAUUUUCAUCGAGUCCAACAUCCAUGCCAGGGAGUGGAUCACUUCGGCCAGUGCCACAUGGUUCAUCAACCAGCUUUUGACCUCAGAAGAUGCUGAGGUGCGCGAUCUAGCCGAGAGCUACGAUUGGUACAUCAUACCUGUCUUCAAUGUUGAUGGCUUUGAGUACUCACAUAAAAAGGAUCGUAUGUGGCGCAAGACUCGUCAGCCACAUGCCACAAAUGCCUGCAUCGGAGCUGAUGCCAACCGCAACUUUGACUCCCAUUGGCUGGAGAACAAUGGAGCAUCUUCGAAUCCCUGCAGUGAGACCUUUGCUGGGGAUACGCCUGGAUCUGAGCCAGAAGCCAAGGCAUUGGUCGAGUUCCUAACGAACAUCACGGACAGUAUUAGUGUGUAUAUAUCCUUCCACUCAUAUGGACAAUACCUGCUUUCGCCCUAUGGUCAUACCAAAGAGGAGUUCCCAGAAAACUACGAUGAUAUCUUGACUAUCGGCAAGGCUUUCGCCGAUGCCAUCGAAGCCCUGCCCUAUGGCACUGUCUACGAAUAUGGAUCCACAGCUGAUGUGCUUUAUGUGGCCACUGGAACCUCUGUGGACUGGGUUUUCAAUGAGCUGGGUAAGAAAAUUGGCUACACCAUCGAGUAUCGUGACAAGGGACGCUAUGGAUUUAUCCUGCCACCCGUCCAAAUCAUUCCCAAUUGCGAGGAGUUGAUGGUUGGAAUGCUGGCUUUGGUUAAAACGACCAAGGAGCUGGGUUACUUGUAAGAACACUUUUUAUUUGUUGCG
Molecule: messenger RNA, 1311 nt
Organism: Drosophila eugracilis
Lineage: Eukaryota; Metazoa; Arthropoda; Insecta; Diptera; Drosophilidae
Product: zinc carboxypeptidase
Biological process (GO): proteolysis
Molecular function (GO): metallocarboxypeptidase activity; zinc ion binding
Source: RefSeq, a predicted model, not a curated record